Molecule: messenger RNA, 654 nt
Organism: Malurus melanocephalus (red-backed fairy wren)
Lineage: Eukaryota; Metazoa; Chordata; Aves; Passeriformes; Maluridae
Product: DNA polymerase delta catalytic subunit-like
Exons: 3
Coding region: 176-565 (129 amino acids)
Biological process (GO): base-excision repair, gap-filling; DNA-templated DNA replication; nucleotide-excision repair, DNA gap filling
Cellular component (GO): delta DNA polymerase complex
Molecular function (GO): 3'-5'-DNA exonuclease activity; DNA-directed DNA polymerase activity; nucleotide binding
Source: RefSeq, a predicted model, not a curated record
AAUGGGACUGGGAUGGACUGGGAUCGCCCACAACCUCUGCUACACCACCCUGCUGCCACCAGGGGGCGUCCAGAAACACGGGUUUGUACUGGUUUAUACUGGUUUAGACUGGUUUGUACUGGUUUAUACUGGUUUGUACUGGGAAUGUGAAAAAACGGCUCAAAAUGGGUGAAAAAUGGCCCAAAAUGGGACUGGGAUCGCCCACAACCUCUGCUACACCACCCUGCUGCCACCAGGGGGCGUCCAGAAACACGGGUUGGGCCCCGACGAUUUCAUCCGAACCCCGACGGGGCAGCUUUUUGUGACCCCCAAAGUGCGCCCGGGGGUGCUCCCCAAAGUGCUGAAGGGACUCCUGGCGGCCAGAGCCAGAGUUAAAUCCGCCCUGGCGGAGGAGCAGGACCCCGAGCGGCGGCAGGUGCUGGACGGGCGGCAGCUCGCGCUCAAAGUCAGCGCCAACUCCGUGUACGGAUUCACCGGGGCUCAGGCGGGAAAACUGCCCUGUUUGGAGAUUUCACAGGUAAAAACACACCUGAGACAUCCCAAAAUAUACCUGAGAUACACCUGAGAUAUCCUAAAUACACCUGAGAUACACCUGAGAUAUCCCAAACACACCUGAGAGGGUCAGGGACACACCUGGGAUACACCUGGGACACA